AUGGCUUUGGCUGCCGGUUCUUAUAAGCGCAUUUUGGGGAUUUUGGAAAAGUGGCCAAUCGAUCCAACCAAGGCAGGGGGCAGGGACUACUGUGAGCAUCUACUUAAGCACGUGACGCAGGCCUACAAGGACAACACCUUCGAAGCCAACUACAAGUACUGGGACCAGCAAUACGUGGCUCUUCAGAAGUUGGUGAACAAUUCCAACAAAAAUAAAUUUCCAAGAUUGUUGAGUUCUUCAGCAACCACUCUCACUGCUGAGCAGUGCCAUCAAGUGCUGUCGAAUGAGGUAAUGGAAGAGCUGAGGAACGAAGACAAGCGCUCGUUCUUGAAGAAGCUCAUUUCCCUCAGAUCUAGCAAAAAGUAG
This is a messenger RNA of Dendroctonus ponderosae (mountain pine beetle), 366 nucleotides long. RefSeq names its product ubiquinol-cytochrome-c reductase complex assembly factor 2. The record is from RefSeq and is a predicted model, not a curated record. The coding region runs from base 1 to 366 and encodes 121 amino acids. Gene Ontology annotation, cellular component: mitochondrial matrix. Gene Ontology annotation, biological process: mitochondrial respiratory chain complex III assembly. NCBI's taxonomy places the organism in Eukaryota, Metazoa, Arthropoda, Insecta, Coleoptera, Curculionidae. The transcript is spliced from 2 exons.